Cuculus canorus (common cuckoo) is the source of this 6079-nucleotide messenger RNA. Its product is annotated as fibronectin type-III domain-containing protein 3A-like. The transcript has 27 exons. Bases 279 to 3854 code for a protein of 1191 amino acids. Gene Ontology annotation, molecular function: protein binding. The record is from RefSeq and is a predicted model, not a curated record. Lineage: Eukaryota; Metazoa; Chordata; Aves; Cuculiformes; Cuculidae.
GGCGGGGUGUGUUUGUCGCGCCCGCGCGCCCCGCCCCGAGCAGCCGGCGGCGCAGGCGCAGCGCCCGCAUUCCACGAUGGCGGCGCGGGCGGGAGGCGGCGGGCAGUGCCGGGGCUGAGCGGGGCCCACGAAAGAAGACUGAGGGACAGCACAGCACGUUGCUCACACUACAGAGGUACAGACCGUGGAACACGCACGCCAGCAGGAGCACGCUGAAGGCAAGAGAGAGUCAACGCAGGCGGUUGACGUGAGCGGUUGUCCAUGAAUGGUUCCCAGACAUGAUGGCUGACCAGCCGCCUCCCCUGGAAGCCACGCCGAUCCUGAAUGAAGUGCCGCUUCUACCUCACAUGGUCAAUGGGGACAGCAUUCAGCAGGUUAUUCUUGUGCAGGUCAACCCAGGUGAAACAUUUACAAUCACAACUGAAGAUGGACACAUCCAGUGCAUUCAAGGUCCAGCACAUGUUCCUAUGAUGUCACCAAACGGUUCUAUGCCACCUAUCUUCGUGCCUCCCGGUUACGUAUCUCAGGUGGUGGAAGAAAAUGGAGUUCGUAAAGUGGUGGUAUUGCCUCACUCAGCCGAAUUCCACCCUUCCAUGCAUCCUCCUCCUCCUCCCCCCCACGUGCCACAUUACAUGCACCACCACCACGCUCUGCUUCCCCACCCUCCGCACCCGGUGUACCCGCCGGUUCCUGGCACGGGGGAGCUGCCGCCGCAGUUCAUGCACCAGCAUCCACCACCGCAUGUUUUCCAAGAACAAGAACCACGUUCUCACGGGAGGACAAACUUCAUUCAGCGAGAUGAAAGAAGUCUCAAAAUGCAAGAGCACCUGAAGAAAAGACUAAAAGACAGACAAGCUAGCGGUCAUAUUAACAAUAAACUGAACAGUCCUCCAUCCUCACCACAUAAAGCUCUCAACUCUUCCAAUGCAACACUUCAGAAUGGGAACGGAAAGGGCCAGCAAGGGGCAGGGGCACCGCUAAAGCAGAAGCAGAUAGGAAAAGCAAAGGGCAGUCCGGAUGCAGAGAUGGGAGAAUCUGACACAGAAUCCAGGAAAUGCGAUAUCCACUUGAGCAUCAGCAAGCCAGUCGUUUCUGAUAUACAAGCAAGAUCAGCCGUUCUGUCCUGGAAUCUCCCAGUUAGUUCACAGAAUGGAGAGAGCCAUAGGCAUAGUCCAGCAGCAUUUACAUUUGAAGUAGCAAUAUCCAACAGUGGUAAAAAUGGAAAAUUUAAAUCUGUCUAUGUUGGGGAGGAGUUGACAAUCACGCUUCCUGAUCUCAGACCAGCAACCGAUUAUCAUGCCAGGGUUUCAGCAACCAGCAGUUCCAUAAAAGAAUCCAUUUCAGAAUUAGUGAGUUUCACCACAGAAAGCUGUGAGCCGGAUUGCCCAGCUGCGCCGAAGCUCAUUAACAGAACCAAAAACAGCCUGAGCUUGCAGUGGAAGGCCUCAAAUGACAAUGGUUCCAAAAUAACAAAUUUUCUUUUAGAAUGGGAUGAGGGGAAGAACGGCCCCUUCAAAGAGUGCUACUAUGGGCACCUGAAGCAGUAUAAACUCACCAAGCUCUCCCCUUCCACAAAGUACUCGCUCCGAUUGGCUGCUAAGAACGACAUCGGGAUGAGUGGGUUCAGCGAGACAGUGACGUACUACACAGCCGGUAUCGUGCCCCCGGCCCCCUCGGCCCCGGCGCUGGUGGAAGCGGGAGUUACCUGGCUGUCGGUGAAGUGGAGCCCACCAGCUGGGGUGUCUGCGGACGACUCCCUCACCUACAGCCUGGACAUGGAGGAAGGGGGUUCUGGUUAUGGUUUCCAGCCACAGUACAAUGGAGAUGAACUCUCAUGCACUUUAAGAAACCUUAGGAGGAGUACAUCCUAUAAGUUCAGGCUCUUUGCCUACAACACUGAAGGAAAAAGUAGUCCUAGUGAGGUGGUAGAGUACAGCACCAAUCCUGACAAACCCGGACCACCGAGUAAACCAGCUGUGAAGGGCAAGAUCCAUUCACACAGCGUGAAGGUGACAUGGGAACCACCCAAAGAUAAUGGAGGAUCAGACAUUUCCAAGUACUUUUUGGAACUCUCAGAAGCAUCAGUCGGAAGUAAAUGGGACACCGUGUACAGCGGUUCCCAGAGGGAGCAUGUCUGCGAUCACCUGAAGCCUGGCACUUCAUACAGGGUGAGAGUUUACUGUGUCAGCAAAGGAGGCGAAAGCCAGGCUUCCGACGCUGUGACUGUUACGACAUCGGCCGUUCCUCCGGGCCCCUGCUGUGCUCCGUGCCUGGCCGGCAAAGCGAAGCCCAAGGAAAUCACUUUGCAGUGGGGUCCCCCGUCUGCAGAUGGAGGUUCCGACAUUACAGAAUAUACAGUAGAGAUGGCAAACCCUGAUCAAGAUGAGCGCAUACAAGUGUACCAGGGUCCAGCACCUGAGUGUGUAGUGAACAAUCUGCUUCCGGGGAGAACAUAUUCCUUCUGGAUACGCGCAGCAAACAAAGUUGGGCUUGGCCCUCCCUCCGACAGAGCGGAGAUCUGUACUGCGCCAGGACCCCCCGAUCAGUGCGGCAAAGCCCUGAUAACCUGUAAAAGUGCCACUUGUGUUGUAGUGUCAUGGGAGAGUCCUGGGUGCAACGGUGCAGAAAUUGGUGAAUACCGACUGGACUGGGGCCAGGCAGAAGGGUCGAUGCACAUCAUCUACAUGGGCCCUUGCCAGAGCUACGAAGUAAAAGGCCUCACCCCUGCCACCACCUAUUAUUGCAGAGUCCAGGCUGUGAAUGCUGCUGGUGUGGGGUUGUUUGGUGAGACCGCCAUGGUGACCACCCCUGCGUCAGUGCCUGCAGCAGUGUCCGUACUGCAGCUCCUUGAAGAAGAUCAAAUAGAAACUUCCUUCCCUUUAUCAACGUGCCUUGCUAUUCAGUGGGAAGAACCGUGUUGUCAUGGGUCAGAGAUCACCGGGUACAACAUCGAGUACGGCGAAAAGCAGCUUGUCACUGUCGGAAGAAAUACAAGCCAUGUUCUUGAGAAUCUACUGCCUGACACUCUGUACAGAAUUAGAAUACAGGCUGUAAAUGGCUUUGGAGUUGGUCCUUUCAGUCAUUCCAUUAAAGCCAAAACGAAACCACUACCUCCUGACCCUCCUCAUCUUGAAUGUGUGGUCUUCAGCUACCAGAGCCUUAAACUGAAAUGGGGCGAAGGCCCUAGCAGAGCUUUAAUCACCAACCCGACACAGUUCAACUUGCAGAUGGAGGACAGGUUUGGCAGGUUCGUUACUGUUUAUAACGGCCCUUGUCACACAUACAAGGUACAGCGGCUCAGCGAAUCCACUACAUACUAUUUCAAAAUCCAGGCGUACAAUGAUGCUGGAGAGGGGGAGUUUUCUGAAGUUUACGCUUUCACUACAACAAAGUCUCCACCUGCAUCUCUUAAAGCACCCAAAGCAAAUCAGCUGGAAGAAAACACUUAUGAAAUCACAUGGGAACCUUUACAGCCGAUGAAAGGAGAUGCCAUUGUUUACAUCCUUCAGCUUGCUGCUGGGAGAGACUUCGACCAGGUGUACAAGGGACCAGAGACCUCCUUCCGUCUCACGAGCAUGCAGACAAACUGUGAAUAUCGGGUCAGAGUCUGCGCUGGCCGCCAGUCCCAGGACUCUGCUGGAUCACAAGAACUGUAUGGACCUUACAGUCCCAGUACAGUGUUUUCAUCUCAGAAACUGGAGCUGGCACCGCCCUGUGCCGAUCUGACGAUGGAGCUGGCAGAGACUAAGAAGACACUGCGGGAGGAGCGCUUCAUCGCCAUCGUUCUCCUCUGUGGAUUUGCAGUGGUUGCAAUUUUAUUUGCUGUCGUUAUUCAGUACUUUGUAAUCAAGUAGACAAGCGCCCAUUCAGUACUCAGCUUUUUGUACAGAAGCUCUUUCGGGUAUUUAUGGUUAGUUCUAAUUAAAAUCCUAGCUGGAAACGUGUAGUUCCAUGCGUUUCCACUUUUGCUGCUGGCUAACAGUGAGGCUGGGUUGGCAGAUCCUUUCCAAAUACUGAACACAGAUUUCUUGUAGAAAGGGUAAUCCUGGGUCCUCUGUAAUCAGGGUGAGCUGUUAAUGAAACAGCAACAAACUGCCUUACCGCGCACCCUGGCGUGUGCGCGCUCGCCCUCUCUCCAAAUUUGCAGCAGGGCCCUUUGCCUGGCUGGAGAGAGAAGGCAUUGACAGAACAAGUCCUUUUCCAGUUACAACUCAGCAGAGGCAGUCGAUCCGCGGUGUUUAAUCAGGUAUCAUUGUAGUUUGGUAUAGGUGAAAUACAGCAGCACAAGUGCUUGAGCUUAGAGCAGUCCUGUAUGGCAGAACAUUGCUAGAGCUACCACAUUUAGCAUCCGUAGGCGGAAGGCAGAGCAUCGACUUUGAUGUAGCGGUAGUACUGCUUUACAGUUACUUUAAUCUUUCGGGUUCAGUAAUAAUCAUUUCAAGUGUUGAAGUAGAGGGUGCCGGCAUUUUUAAUCGACACGUUAGCGAGACGUGAUGUGCCUACAGCAAAGGCGUUCGGAUGCGACAUUGCAGGAAAGGCCCCUGGAAUUGUACAUUUCGGAACGAAAUGCAGGCUGCUGGUGAGGAGCAGCUUUGGCCCAAUCCACAUUUCACUCUCAGUGCCUGAGAGAAAAGUAGUUCCCUGUGCUCCGGAUUCAGUCUCUGCCGUGCGUUCAGGAAGGCACAGGUGGUGCCUUUAAGGAGAAAGAGUGCAUUUAUGAUAAAUGUUACACUAUUUGGCUCAAACUGAGCAAAUGUUUUUGUACUAUUCUUAACCUGAAAAUAAAAAGUUCAAACUGCUUUUGGAUGCCCUUCUAACUUGAUCCGAAUUAUCGAAUUGUACAUGAGCAAACUCUUUUUAGCUAACAUUUCUACAAUGUUUUAAAUGACUCGCUAUCCCAGUGGGAGCAGCUUCACAUUCCAUGGUUUUCUAGAUGGGAAUGUUCAGCCUGCUAUGAACUUCUCCGAACCUCGUCCUGUUUGUUGGAGGGGGGGUUGUGGACCAUGUGCACUACAUGGGACUGGUCUUGUGAAAUCCACAUGCAGAUCCCUCCCGAUGAGCAUGUCUGUUUGGUGUCCGAUGUUGGGAACGCUGGAGCUCCCAAGUGUUGAACGCAUUUCAGGAUGGGUCUUCCCGAGAGCGUUUGGAACAUGCCAGAGAGAGGCAGAGGUAGCGUGUUGUGACAAGACUACAGCUCCGCAUUCUGUCCGUCAGAGUGAUGCACUUGUACGUGGAUUGUCGGGUGUGACAGUGCAGCAGGCAAAUAUUCCCAGUGAUUGAUCGCUGUAAGGGUCUUUCUCCUCUGGCAGGUGGUGAACGAUGUUGCGUUAUAGUUUGAGGCAUUGUGUUGUGUUUCAGCUGUGGAAAACCUAAAUUAUGAGAUAGUAUCACUUCAUACUCGUAGAUUUAUGGUGCAAUCUGAAAUUAAUCUUUUCAAAAUGUACUCUUCCUUUUGUACUCUAUUUAUUUUGAUUAAAAGUCCUGGAAAAUGUAUGUUUGAAUGUAUUGUUCUACUUGUAGCAGAACUUUAAGUUAAUCAUUUAUUAUAUCAUAGAAAUCUCUCCCUCCAGUGAUGGAAAGAGUUUUAUACAGACGUUAGUGUUUAGUUUGCAGAGAAGUUUACGAGUUGUCUUCUUUUCUCUUCAUACUCUACUUUCAGCAAAUAAAACUGCCUUCAGCGAAUCCCUGUUGCCAAAGGGUUAUUCCUGUAACUCCGAGAACGACAUUGGUAGAGGUUUAUUUGGCAAUAAUUUUUCUGAUAAUUAGGGUUGUAGAGUAAAUACUGACGAGUCACGGCUCCUAAAGAGGGGGAGAAAGUGCUUUUGUAAUUGCCACAAGACAGAAAAUACCCGGGAAAGCCUCCCAUCACGCGGAUGUUCCAUCAGCUGUUGUCCAUUCUGGAACGAGAGGCCCCCAGUGGCAUUAAUGGGUUAGGGAUCUUCAGUUUUCUUGUAUUGUCAUUUUGAGGUAUCUCAGACUUAUGUUUAAGCUGCCAUGCAUUGUAUUACUAAAUUGUAACUAUCAAAUAGAUAAUAUAUUUAAUACAGCCAAUAAAUAAUACAAAUGUAUUCAAAUUUGA